CACCCGCCGGCAGCCGGCUCCAGUCGUUCCAGCAGCCCGCCUGGGCGUGGGCGGGCACUUUGGCGCGCUUGCGCACUUCGGGAAAAGCGGAGCUGGACCCCGCCCCGUACGGCAGCUUUGCUCCUCCGCUGAGCGUGCGAGGGACGUCGGGGGCGGUGCCGCAGCAGUUGCCCCUGGUAACCGGGAGGCAGGAGGAGGAGGAGGAGGAGGAGGAGGGACUCGGCGGGAGGAUGGGCUUGCUCUCAAUUUUGCGCAAAUUGAAAAGUGCACCAGACCAGGAGGUGAGGAUCCUUCUCCUGGGCUUGGAUAAUGCUGGCAAGACCACUCUUCUGAAGCAGCUUGCAUCUGAAGACAUUAGCCACAUUACACCUACACAGGGAUUUAACAUCAAAAGUGUACAAUCACAAGGUUUUAAACUGAAUGUAUGGGACAUUGGUGGACAGAGAAAAAUCAGACCAUACUGGAGAAAUUAUUUUGAAAAUACUGAUAUUCUCAUCUAUGUAAUUGACAGUGCAGACAGAAAAAGAUUUGAAGAGACGGGUCAGGAACUAGCUGAAUUACUGGAGGAAGAAAAGCUAAGUUGUGUGCCAGUGCUCAUCUUUGCUAACAAGCAGGAUUUGCUCACGGCAGCCCCUGCCUCUGAAAUUGCAGAAGGACUAAACCUGCACACCAUCCGCGACCGCGUCUGGCAGAUCCAGUCCUGCUCAGCUCUCACGGGAGAGGGCGUUCAGGACGGCAUGAACUGGGUCUGCAAAAAUGUCAACGCAAAGAAGAAAUAAAAUCUAGCUGAACGGAGAGACGCAGGAGCUGCGGGAGCUGAAUUCUGUCCUGAAAAACACUAAUUUGCUGCUUUCUGACCAAAUGUUUUUCCAUCUGUGUACAGCUACAGCUGUUUGAAGAGAGGGAACAACACAGUUUAAAAAGAAUCCCCAUUCCAGCAGUAGAUUUAACUGAUCUCUGAGGUUCAGUAUCAUUUUUCAAAUAAAGGAAUUAUAUUAUUUCCUCUGCAUAAUUGAAAUAGUAUUAAAUGUCUCAAAGCACA
Messenger RNA from Mustela erminea (ermine), 1042 nucleotides. RefSeq names its product ADP ribosylation factor like GTPase 3 (gene ARL3). Gene Ontology annotation, molecular function: GTPase activity; GTP binding. Bases 231 to 779 code for a protein of 182 amino acids. Lineage: Eukaryota; Metazoa; Chordata; Mammalia; Carnivora; Mustelidae. The transcript has 6 exons. The record is from RefSeq and is a predicted model, not a curated record. Gene Ontology annotation, biological process: cilium assembly. Gene Ontology annotation, cellular component: microtubule cytoskeleton; cytoplasm.